AGAGAGAGGGGGACACCAGAACAAUAUAACCUCCUGAAGAAAUGUCAAAAUCUCACUCUGCAAACAGAAAGACAGACAAGUAGUAGCAGCUGUGACAAACACACAAACACACCACACCUCUGUUUCUAAUUCUUGAUGUGUGACAACUGUGACAUGAACAUGUGCAUUUUGAAUCUUUCUCAUCUUUUUCAUCCAUUCUAGCCCCUAACCCUAACAUGAACACAGUGUUAAUUUUAGUUUGACUAUUUAUUUUUCAUGAAGUAGCCACAUUUAGGUAACACAGGGUUUCAUUUAGCAGCUGUGACACUCAAAUAAACAAACCCUCAUUGUUACAGAUAGAGAUUGUAGAGAUAUUCUAUGUAUGUGCCCAAACAUUUUACAACCCAAGUGCUCAUUUUGCUCUCUAAGAUACAAUAUAAAUGUUCUAUGAUAAACACCUGUCUGUUUCACCUUCUACAGCAAAGAUUAUUUAAAGAACACACUCAACUAGUGUUUCAACAUCCAGUAGAAUCUACAUUAGACCUGAGUUUCAACCAACAGUCGACUGAUUCGCUCCUAUAGUCUCCUCCUGUAAUCCUACCCAGGACCCAUGAUGCACUGGGGGGGGGUUUCUAAGGCGACUCUGACAGUCAACAAACAUGAGUGAAGCUGCAGGGAGAUCUGACCAACACGAGCGAUCCUGCUCCCACGUCCCAACGUUCUCCACCCGACAUCCCAUGAUCCCCAGACUGUACGUGAUGCCGUGGAAACAGGACAUGAAGAACCAGAGGCUCCUGAUGAAGAACGCAGCUGUGGCAGGGAUCCCUGUGGUUCCUCUGGAGGAGUCUUUGUGUUUCUGUGGUCGGGAGCGUCUCUGUCACAGUCAGGACUCCAACCACCGCUCCUCCUCCUCCUCCUCCUCCUCCUCCUCCUCCUCCUCCUCCUCCUCUGCUCCUCUGACCCAGACAGGACGCACCGCUCAUCUCUCCUCCCACCUCUCCAGGUACAACAGCUCUGUGGUGACGACCAGACGGCUCUACCAAACCUGAAGACAGACACAGUCAAACAUUAAUAAACUCAGCUGCUGUACAAGCUGAAAGUUACCAGUGUGUUUCCUCACAGCUCUGUAUUUAAUAUAAUCUAUAGGGAACUUAGUUCUUCACUUCAGUUUGAAAACGAUGAAUUAAUCUCAUUUGAUUAAAGAAAAGAAGGCAGGAAUUAAAAUGUAUUAUUAUUAUUUAUAUUAAAAUUAAAUUAAUUACAAAACUGUGAUGUGAUGUUUUCCUUCUCACCACAAACUGCAGUUAUAUUUGUCAUUACAGCAAACUGAGGCUGACAACAGACUGACAGUGAAACUCAAUCUGCUGCUAAAUACAGCUGUAACAGUAAGACUAAAAACUACAAACACAAUGUGUAAAAUUUCAUCAAUAUGCACAAUAUACUGUAUAUUCUAUAUAAACUACAUUAGUCUACAGCUAGUAUACAAGGAUUGGAAACAUACUGAAAAACAAACACAAACUGAAAAAAUGAUUAAAGACAUAAAACAGAAAACGUGAAGAUCAACAUGAACCAACAUAAGACAGGUGUAUAAAUGUACAGUACAUGUACAUACAAGUACAAGUACAGGCAUUUUCUGCAGACCGAGUACUUUUACUUUGAUACUUUAAGUACAUUUUGCUAAUAAACUUCUGUACUUUCACUUAAUUAUUUUUUACUUACUACACUAUGUGAAUACACUCAGUCUGCUGCAGUUCUCAUGUUCACCACACGGUGUCAGUGUGUGUGUGGAUGUGACCCAUCACAGCAGCUUCUGUGACGCUCCUCCUGUCACCAGGUGUGUCAGGUGAGCGGGACCAGACUGACGUCACCACAGGUUACAGUUUAAUAAUCUCAUGUUUGACGGUCUGAAGUGUUUUAUACAGAGGUUGGUGUUGUUGUCAUGAAUGAAAGUUAAACUGGUUAACGUGGUUAACGUGGUUAACGUGGCUCCUGUCGUUGUGCUCCUGUAUUUAUUGUCCGGUGUUUGGCUCCAGCAUCAAGACCUCAGACAGAGAAAGCUGCUGUUGUUCUCUAUGCUAAUGAUGCUGCUGCUGCACGCGCACACGCUCGCCUCCCUGCGUGUCUGGGCCUCUGCGUGCAUGUCUCAGUGUGUCACCAGCACCGAUGACAAAUGUCUCUCUUUCAUGCUGCCACACACACACACACACACACACACACACAGUGUUUUCUGAUAGUUUCUUUCAGGCUGAUGUUACAGUUCCAUCUAAACUUUAAAUCUCCUCCUCUCUCCGUCUCUUCCUCUUUUUCUCUCGGCUUGGAUGCGCAAGGGCGCGUGCCAAAGUGUGAUGCGUAAUGGACAC
This is a messenger RNA of Lates calcarifer (barramundi perch), 2339 nucleotides long. RefSeq names its product testis-expressed protein 43. The transcript is spliced from 4 exons. The coding region runs from base 639 to 1028 and encodes 129 amino acids. The record is from RefSeq and is a predicted model, not a curated record. Lineage: Eukaryota; Metazoa; Chordata; Actinopteri; Centropomidae.